AUGGCGGAAAGUCAAAUUGAUUUGAUGAGAAUGCUAGAACUGGCUCAGAGACUUCCGAUGGCUUUUUGGUCUCAUUUUGAUAAAAUCGAUACGGAGCAAAGCCAGCCACCUAAAUGGAAUUUCCUCAUUAAUAAAGCAGGCGUGCAAUGCAGCAUCUUUUGGGAAGAAAGUACCAACAAAGAAACUGAAGAACCAACUCUUGGUAUUGAAGAAGAAGGGGCUUGCCAGCAGCUUGCUAGCAAUGUCGGGGAUAAUGUUAAUCUGAGUGCGGCUUUGUUGGAAGUGCUACUUGCGAAAAUCGAUGAUGAGAAUUGCUCCGAUACGGCAAGCCAAAAACUCGAGUUCCUCGUAGGAUUGACGGCGAAUUUAGAUGCUGAGGAGAAAAGUGCACAAAAAAGAUCUGACUCCCCUUCUGCCAAUUCCAAGCGAGCAGGGAGCAAGCGCAGAAAACCGCCGCUAAAUAAACCGGUCGAUUCAAGCUUGAAACCCGAAACAGAAACGAAAAGAAAAAUCAUGUGCUACCUGCCGUCGAACAUCUCCGAAAAUAUGCUCAAAAACGGCAGCUUCCCCGUCAAGUUGCAAAGUUCUAGCUCUUCAAUCAAACCUUCUUCUGACUGUUCCAAAUCAAAUGAUCCCGUUUCAAAUAUUGCUUUGAAAAUGAAUAAAGAUGAAACUAAUUGA
This is a messenger RNA of Oikopleura dioica, 681 nucleotides long. Lineage: Eukaryota; Metazoa; Chordata; Appendicularia; Copelata; Oikopleuridae. The record is from the annotation of a GenBank genome assembly.